AUGGCAACCUUUGGACUCGGACAACCCAUUCAGACGCUGCCACCCAAUAGCGAAAUUGAUUCUUCCACACCCUGGAUGGCGGCUUCGGAAGGCAAUUUACCCCUCCUACAACACUGCAUUCAAACCAUGGGACUCAAUGUCAAUGCAGCCGACGAAAACGGUUACACUUUGCUGCACGCGGCCUCCUCCUACAAUCAAAUGGGGAUUAUGCAAUUCUUGUUGAGCCAAAAUGUCAAUGUUCACGCGGUCGAUAGUGAUGGGGAUUCUGCCUUGCAUCAUGCUGGAACCGCUCAGACCACCCAAUUCUUGAUCCAAGUCGCCAGAACCAAUCCUUCGUUGCAGAAUGCCGAAGGCAAGACUGCAUUGCAAGUCAAAAUGGACGAAGUGAAUGAAAUGAUGCAAGACGAAGACAUUGAAGAUGAUGAUCAAGAUUUGGAGAAAGCCAAGGAAAUUGUGACCUACCUGUCCAACCUUUGA
This is a messenger RNA of Cylindrotheca closterium, 477 nucleotides long. NCBI's taxonomy places the organism in Eukaryota, Bacillariophyta, Bacillariophyceae, Bacillariales, Bacillariaceae. The record is from the annotation of a GenBank genome assembly.